ACCGGAAGUAGCCGGGCCCUUAGCGAUGGGACCCGGCAGAGCGGAAGUCAUUCCGUGAGGCAGUGGCGACAGCGGCGGCGAGAGGAUGAACAACAAGUUCGACGCCUUAAAAGAUGAUGACAGUGGAGACCAUGAUCAGAAUGAAGAAAACAGCACACAGAAAGAUGGUGAGAAGGAAAAAACAGACCGAGAUAAGAGCCAGAGUGGUGGCAAGAGGAAGGCUGUUGUCCCUGGACCAGCAGAACAUCCCCUGCAGUACAACUACACCUUUUGGUACUCUAGGAGAACCCCUGGCCGUCCCACCAGUUCACAGAGCUAUGAGCAGAACAUCAAACAGAUUGGCACCUUUGCCUCUGUGGAACAGUUCUGGAAGUUUUACAGCCACAUGGUCCGUCCCGGGGACCUGACAGGCCACAGUGACUUUCAUCUCUUUAAAGAAGGAAUCAAACCUAUGUGGGAGGAUGAUGCAAAUAAAAAUGGGGGCAAGUGGAUCAUUCGACUCCGGAAGGGCUUAGCUUCCCGCUGCUGGGAGAAUCUCAUCCUGGCCAUGCUCGGGGAACAGUUCAUGGUUGGGGAGGAGAUCUGCGGGGCUGUGGUCUCUGUCCGCUUCCAGGAGGACAUUAUUUCUAUAUGGAAUAAGACUGCCAGCGACCAAGCAACCACAGCCCGAAUCCGGGACACUCUUCGGCGCGUGCUUAACCUACCUCCCAACACCAUUAUGGAAUACAAAACUCACACCGACAGCAUCAAGGCCUGGGAGGAGUUUCAUGGCCUGGUGAACAGCAGCGGCCGCUGAUCGGACGCUCCCCCUCUGUCUCUCACACUCAGGGGACAAUUCAAGCUUUCGAAAUACAAAAAUCACAUUGUGAAAGCGCACACGUUGGCAGUAUUCUUUUUCUGUUUGUGUGUUUGUCUGACUUGGAUGCGAGGCUCAGGCAGUUCUCUGUCUGUUCGCUGAAGGGGUGUACCUAAACCAUGUGCUCCCCUUCUGCACUCGUUCCUGGAAGACGGACAGACUCUGCUAGACACCUCCCAGCAAUGCUGACCGUAUACAGCGGGAAGAAUGGGAAAUGUGACUGUGUAACAGACACACACUUUUCAGUGGGGCUCUGUGUGGAGUGCAGCUGUCUCCUUGCUGUGUAUCCAGAUGCCUCUCGGCAUCCUGCUCUACUCUCCUGCUGUGCAAAGGACUUGAUGGCCGAGGACAUGUGUGUGCCCUGUGGGUCUGAGCUGAGCGUUAUCAGUAUUAUGAAUGCUUGCACAUCCAGGAACAGCCUCUGCUUGGAGUUGAAGAGAACCAAAUGCCUCUUCGAGCUCUACUGUUAAGUUAUUAUGUGUUCCUCUUCCCUAAGCCCACCACUUUGAACAUGUGUUAAGAUAUGAUGACAGCUAGGAUAAUGUAUCCUUUGCGCCUUACACCUCCAACGGGACUCUUCUUCUUAGGCACUGCAGCACUUCAAUCGUGAUUCCGGGCAGCACAGGUUUUACUGAGGAGACCUAAGGCAUCUGCCCUGUAAGACAAGCUGGAGAAGAAUGCAGUUCAGUCAGAAGCCAGAUUAGAGUGCAGGUCCCACGCAUGGGGUUGGGGCUGAAGGCAGUGACUGAAACCAGCCUCCCCUGUGAGCAGGACUUGUGUGCUGAGCAUGCUCUGUGGGCCAGCAUGUCUGCCAUGGAGGAGGAAGCCACAACUGGUAGUGCCACAUUAAAACCGUGUAGCUCCCACAGUGCUGGAAUGGGUGACUGAAGAAAUGGCAGCCUUGCUGGAUGCUUUCAUUUGAUGGCUGUGUCUGUCAGCUGUGACUGGAAAAGACUGGUCCUUGACACCUGGAUGUAAUCAACUCGUCCGGACCCCUCGAUGCCCAGAAGGCUCCUAAGGCACGUCUUCAGCAAAGAAGCUGACUUUGGGAGCCUGAGGCCAGAGGUCAGAAGAGUACCCAAGAUCAAGGAAGAAAUGGGCAGCUGCAACAGCUUCAAGUGCUCUGUACUGGGCUCUUGUGAGCCAAGAUGGCAGUACCUUAAAUUAAGGCCUCUUUUUAAAGCCUACCCCUGAGGCCUGGGCGGGGCUCCUCGGCCACAGGUCUCAGGAAUUCUGAAGGUAACAGCAUCUCCUUGUACCCAUCCUACUCUUCCGGCUUUCCAACCCCUGCCCCUCAGUCACUGCUGUCUGGGGGGCCUUCCCUGAAAGAACACUAGAGGGGCCAAGGGGAAGGUUUCUGCUGUGGGUGAAGCCAUCUGAGAAGAAAGUCCAACCGGGAUUGAAGCUCCAGGAAUCUGAAGAAUGCAUUCUGGGGUGGUUGCUAAGGGCUCGGCAACACCAGAACAUCCUUGGCUGUCAAGGAGGCGAAGGCUGCCUCAGGAGGCUCGGCUCAGGAGGCCUCCACAUGGCCUAUGCUCAUGUCGCCUCCAAAAUUCCAAAGAGCAGACAUUUGGACUUGCCUUCCUUUGGGCAUCUCUCUGGUGUGUGUGCGUGCGUGCGUGUGUGUGUGUGUGUGUGUGUGUGUGUGUGUGUGUGUGUGUGUGUACAAUGUGUUUAUGAAUGAGGAGGCCUGUGUCAGGUCUAGAGGUUAGAUGUUUUGUUUGCCUUUUUAAUCUCAUUUGUUCAGACAUUUGAAUCUCUUGUGUUUUCUAGAGCUCCUUGUCUUUCCCCGUCCUCUUGGUCAUAGUAUUUGACAGUUGGUUUUUUUCCCUCCCAUCCAAAGUGUGCUCAUUAGAGGGGUUCUCACUGUCAGGCAGCAGCUUAACCCCGUGUUCUUCCAGGUGCUCUGCCUAACAGCGUAAGGGGAAAUUGAACACUCAGUUUACCCAAACCACCCACUUUUUUCAAGCUAACUGGAGAAGUCUCUCCAUUUAUUUUGAACCACAGGCCUCUGGUAGGCCAAGAUACCACCUACUUAUGCUGUAUCUGUUCUCCAAACAGGAGGUAGAGGCCCUUGGAGCCAAGGCGACCAGCACAAUAGGUUGCUGCUAGACCAGGGGAAUGAUGUCUGUGCUGUUCUCCCUUCUGCCUUCUGGCCCACUCCUCUCAAGAGCCUUUCUCUUUGUUCUUUUGUUCAUGUCUGUGUAUUUUCCCUGUGGCACUGGCAGUGGGGUACUUUUUCAUCCAGAGAAAAACUUGUCAGUGCUCCCAAGAAUGAAUUUCCAGGGAUUUGUGGGAAGGGAAGGAGCAGGGGCUGUGGCAGCGUGUCCUAGUGUUGCACUUUGAGAGGAUUGUCUACUGCAGUAAUAAACGGAAAGUAUCAGCAAGA
This is a messenger RNA of Rattus rattus (black rat), 3245 nucleotides long. It is a transcript of the gene Eif4e2, whose product is annotated as eukaryotic translation initiation factor 4E family member 2. The record is from RefSeq and is a predicted model, not a curated record. Gene Ontology annotation, biological process: translational initiation. The transcript has 8 exons. Bases 86 to 796 code for a protein of 236 amino acids. Gene Ontology annotation, molecular function: translation initiation factor activity; RNA 7-methylguanosine cap binding. NCBI's taxonomy places the organism in Eukaryota, Metazoa, Chordata, Mammalia, Rodentia, Muridae. Gene Ontology annotation, cellular component: cytoplasm; eukaryotic translation initiation factor 4F complex.